Capsicum annuum is the source of this 2502-nucleotide messenger RNA. RefSeq names its product cyclic nucleotide-gated ion channel 4. The record is from RefSeq and is a predicted model, not a curated record. NCBI's taxonomy places the organism in Eukaryota, Viridiplantae, Streptophyta, Magnoliopsida, Solanales, Solanaceae.
AUAAAUUAUUAUUUGUGUUUUAAUUUUCUGGACACAUUAUAUUGUUUAUAUAUACUCCACUCCUCCCUCCAAAAAUUCUUACAUAUAUUCUCUUCUUUUUCUCUUCCCAAUAAAGCCAAUCCCACUUAAUUCAUUUCUUUUUCAUCUUAAAAAAAAAAAAAAAAAUAGUUUCUGACAGCACAUUUCUAACAUUUUCAUCUGAAAUCUAGGAUUUUCGAUAAAGGAGCUCAUUCUUGAUGUGUCUCAUCAAAAAAAUUUGCAAAAAUUACGUGUGUUUUCAGCAGUGACACCCUCCUAAGACAGGAGUAAAACACGCGUGUUUCUAGUAGCGACACCCUCCUGAGGCGAGAGAAAAACACGCGUGUGUUUCUAGCAGUGACACCCUCCUGAGACGAGAGAAACACAUGCGUGUUUCUAGUAGCGACACCCUCCCGAGACACGAGAAAAACACGCCUGUUUCUAGUAGCGACACCCUCCUGAGACAAGAUAAAAACACGCGUGUUUCUAGUAGUGUUACCCUCUAGACACAAAAAGAAAAAAUACGCGUGUUUCUGGUAGCGACACCCUCUAGAUACAAGAGAAAAAUUACAUAUCUAUUUCUAAUAGCGACACCCUCCUGAGACAAGAGAAAAACACGUGUGUUUUUAGCAGUGACACCCUCUAAACACGCGAAAAAUGUCUAGUCAUCGCGAACAUAUAUAUAGUAUCAGUACUGAUGAUGACGACGAUGAUGAAGAAGAAGAUGAUGAAAUCAUUGAAGAAGAUCAUAACAAAAUUCAUGAACCAUGUAGUGUUGUUGAACAUGUUCAUGUAAGAAAUGAUCACAAAGUUGGAUUGAUAAACAUCAUCAUAAGUUUAUUUUUCUCAAGAAAUAAACUCAUAAACCCUAAAGCACAAUGGGUACAAGAAUGGAAUAGGGUUUUCUUACUAGUAUGUGCAAUAGGUCUAUUUGUUGAUCCACUUUUCUUCUAUGCAAUCUCUAUAAGUGAAAGCUGUAUGUGUCUCUUCAUUGAUGGGUGGUUCGUGGUCGCGAUCACCGUGCUCCGGUGCAUGGGUGAUGGGCUACAUGUGUGGAAUAUGUGGUUGCAAUUCAAGAUGAUGAUCAAUAGAAGAAGAAAUUGUUCAUACUUGAAGAGCAACAAAGGUUUCUUGUUUGAUGUCUUUGUUAUACUACCUUUCCCUCAGCUAGUGAUGUGGGUAGGGAUCCCAACUCUAUUGGAAAAAGGAUUAACAACAACAGUGACAACAUUGUUAUUAAUUAUGUUUUUAUUUCAAUAUCUUCCCAAAAUCUAUCACUCAAUUUGCCUCUUGAGAAGAAUGCAAAAUCUUUCUGGCUAUAUUUUUGGCACUGUUUGGUGGGGAAUUGCACUUAACACCAUUGCUUAUUUCGUCGCAUCGCACGCUGUGGGAGCAUGUUGGUACUUACUAGGUAUUCAAAGAGCAGCCAAAUGUCUUCAAGAACAAUGCAUAGUUACAAAAGGUUGUGGCCUAAAAAUGUUGUCAUGUGAAGAGUCAAUUUACUAUGGAACAACUAGUUUGGUGAAAGAAAAAAGUAGAUUGAUGUGGGGAGAAACAAGUAAUGCAAGAUUUACUUGUCUUAAAAAUGGAGAAAAUUUUGAUUAUGGUGCUUAUAAAUGGACUAUUCAACUUGUCACAAAUGAAAAUAGGAUUGAGAAAACAUUACUUCCUAUCUUUUGGGGACUCAUGACAUUAAGAUAACUAGAGAAGGUGAUCCAGUACAAAGAAUGAUAUUUAUAGUAAGAGGUCACCUCCAAAGUAGUCAAUAUUUAAGAGAUGGUGUCAAAAGUUGUUGCAUGUUAGGCCCUGGCAACUUUAGUGGUGAUGAACUAUUGUCAUGGUGCCUCCGGCGACCCUUCGUCGAGCGGCUACCGCCCUCUACCUCCACGCUAGUCACUCUCGAGACAACCGAGGCCUUCGGCCUCGAGGCCGAAGACGUCAAGUAUGUCACACAACAUUUCAGGUAUACAUUUGUGAAUGAGAAAGUGAAAAGAAGUGCAAGGUAUUAUUCACCAGGAUGGAGAACUUGGGCUGCUGUUGCUAUACAAUUAGCUUGGAGAAGAUACAAACAUCGUUUGACACUUACUUCUUUGUCUUUUAUUAGACCUCGAAGGCCGUUAUCUCGUUGUUCUUCGUUAGGGGAGGAUCGACUAAGACUAUAUACUGCUUUGUUGACUUCACCAAAACCUAAUCUAGACGAUUUCGAUUUUUGAAAUCGAAAUAAUGUAGUAAGUUUUCGUGUAUUUAUGUAUAAUAAAUUUCCUAUAGUUCGAUCAAAGUCGUCUAUUAGGCCACGAUCAACACUUAACGAGAUUUUUUCUGAAUUUAUUGAUGGACUCUGAUUGACCUGAAAUUUGAUGUGUAUAUCGAGAGAACGGCAUGGUGAUCAAUACUCACCAUGUUCACCAAGAGAAAUAGCGAUUAUUUUGGCGUUUUGGGGUCAUGGUACACAUUCAUGAAUUUAGUCGUGUUUUGUGUGUAUCA